Molecule: messenger RNA, 1607 nt
Organism: Biomphalaria glabrata
Lineage: Eukaryota; Metazoa; Mollusca; Gastropoda; Planorbidae
Product: aminoacylase-1-like
Exons: 16
Coding region: 126-1331 (401 amino acids)
Biological process (GO): amino acid metabolic process
Cellular component (GO): cytoplasm
Molecular function (GO): aminoacylase activity
Source: RefSeq, a predicted model, not a curated record
ACCUACUUAUGCGGCCGACGUGUUUUGGCCUAGCUAGGUGUGUUAAAACUGCAUGAUUAGAUCUAGAUCUUGUAACAGGGUGUUAUUUUCUUUUUAAAGUAUUGUCACCAUACACCUGCAGAGGAAUGGAGACUGACGCCUCAGAGGCCAUCGCAGUGACCAGGUUUCGAGAGUACAUCCGAAUCAACACGUCACACCCUGACCCAGAUUAUGAUGGCGCUCGCAGGUUUUACGAAAAGUAUGCAGCUGAACUUGGCUUGACCUUCACCUCUGUCCAGCUAACGCCCAACAGAACCAUGGAGAUCCUCACUUGGACAGGAAGUGACGUAACACUCCCAUCAGUCAUGCUGUACUGCCACACAGACGUGGUGCCUUCAUUUCCGGAUCAUUGGAAGUAUCCGCCCCUGAGCGCCCACAAGGAUGAGCAGGGUGACAUUUACGGCAGAGGAACACAGGACAUGAAAUGUGUCGGUAUUCAAUAUCUCGAAGCGAUCAGGGAACUCAAACAGCAAGGGACUCAACUCCCUAGAACAUUUCACGUGGUAUUUGGCCCAGAUGAAGAAAUCGGUGGUGUACAUGGAAUGACUACAUUCGUUCGGACAGAAGAGUUUAGAAAACUUAACAUUGGUUUCGCCCUGGACGAAGGUCUGGCCAGCAGCGAGGAACAUUUCCGAGUGUUUUAUGCAGAGAGAAACGUCUGGUGGUUAGAGGUCACAUGUCAUGGGAAUCCAGGUCACGGUUCAGCGUUCCUCGCCAACACUGCAGCGGAGAAGCUGCGGCGUGUUAUCAACAGUUUCCUAGAGCACCGCCAGCAACAGCAACAAAGGUUAGCGUCCGACCCAUCUCUGUCUGCUGGUGACGUCACAUCAAUUAACCUGACCAUUAUGAAGGGCGGUGUACAGUACAAUGUUGUUCCGGAAUCAUUUUCUGCAGGGUUUGAUAUAAGAAUACCUCCGACGGAAAGUUUGGAAGACUUUGACAAAAUGCUGGAAGAAUGGCGGAUCGAAGCAGGAAGUGACGUCACCUACACCUAUCAUCAUAAAACGAACAGCACCAGUGAACACAUUACACCUACAGAUGACAGCAACCCCUGGUGGAUCAAGUUCAGUCGAGCGUGUCAGUCGACUGGUAUAACUAUUAGAAAAGAAAUAUUUCCAGCUGGAACUGAUGGGAGACAACUGCGCUUGCUCGGUCUGCCAGUGCUGGGCUUCUCCCCCAUCAACAACACGCCUAUUCUCCUCCACGAUCACAACGAGUACCUGAAUGAAGCUGUAUUUCUCAGGGGCGUGUCUAUCUACAAACAGAUCCUGAGGGAGUUGGGGAGUCCCUAAGUACAGGCAGUGUAACGCUCCUGGGGUGAUGCAAUUAAACCAUAUUUCAAUUAAACAGAUUCGAUCCUUCCCUUUGAUGACAUAACCGACGCAGUACCGCCGAUAUCAUGAAAUGCUCUUUGAAGGAACAAUUACACAUUAGGCAAGCAAGAUGGUUCCGCGAACAAAAGAUAGUUCUAGCAAUUUGUGCUGACGAAUUGUUUUAGGGUUAUUUUUUUAACCACUGUUUUCUUUAUUUCGUAUUUGUUUUAUUCGAUAUUAAAAAUAAAUGAGCCA